This is a messenger RNA of Salvia miltiorrhiza (redroot sage), 965 nucleotides long. Its product is annotated as kirola-like. The record is from RefSeq and is a predicted model, not a curated record. Lineage: Eukaryota; Viridiplantae; Streptophyta; Magnoliopsida; Lamiales; Lamiaceae. Bases 158 to 616 code for a protein of 152 amino acids. The transcript is spliced from 2 exons. Gene Ontology annotation, biological process: defense response.
GUGCAUAUUAAUUGUUCCCCAUUAAAAAAUAUAAAACAUGUGGUGUAUAUCAUGAGCCUCCCCUAUAUAAAGGCAAGACUGCAAACAACUCUAUGUACCUCUCUCUCUCACUCACUCACUCAUAAAUUAAUUACUAUAUAAUUAGGGAAAUUUGGAGAUGGGUUUACAUGGGAAAUUGAUUGCAGCAGUAGAAUUCAAAGCUGGUGGAGAUGUGUUUCAUGAACUUUUCAGGCACAAGCCAGACCAUAUUUCCAAAGCUACCCCUGAUAAAGUGCAUGCUUGUGAUCUUCAUGAGGGUCAAUUUGGUCAUGUUGGUUCCAUCAUUUGCUGGAGGUACACUCAUGAUGGGAAAGAGAAGAGAGCAAAACAAGUGAUCCAAUCGAUUGAUGAAGAGAAGAAGUUGAUUGAAUUCAAGAUGCUUGAAGGGGACUUGAUGGAGCUAUACAAGACUUUCGUUAUUACAACCCAUGUUGAGACAACGGGUGGCAUUGAUUUGGUGACGUGGACAUUAGACUACGAGAUGCUUAAUGAUGACGUGGAGCAUCCCAUCUCGUUGCUCUCCUUCUUCAUCGACCUCACCAAAGACAUCGAGACCCAUCACCUCGCCAAACCUUGAAUUACUGUGAUUUCUGUGGUGACUCGAAUUCUCGACCUAGCUAUUGAUUGAAGAAGAAGCGUCUAAUUAAUUAGGUUGCAUGCACUUUAGUGUCUUAUUUCUUCGUGGGUCAAUAAGUCGUUGCUGGAAGAUGUGUGUGUACGCGCGCGCGCGCGCCCGUGUUUUCAGAGCGAUGUGUGUGUGUGUGUGCACGCGCGUGUUUUCAGUACUUGUGUUGUGUUUUAUUUCAAGGUUAUUUCAAUGAUAAUAAUAAUAAGUGUGUUGCAUGUGUAUACGCUCAAUAGUAGUCGAGGCAUGGACAAAGUAAUGUAAUAUCAGUUUGGAUUUCUAUAAUAUUUUUAUUGUGUUA